Molecule: messenger RNA, 864 nt
Organism: Clonostachys solani
Lineage: Eukaryota; Fungi; Ascomycota; Sordariomycetes; Hypocreales; Bionectriaceae
Source: the annotation of a GenBank genome assembly
AUGGUCGCUCAAGGGUCAAAUUCCAUACUUCGGCCACCUCCCCUCAAAAGAUUCCAGCUGUCGAAGCCUACUAAAGAAUCAUUGGAAUGGGCAAAUCUGAUUGAACUUGAUAUUUCGAGAUUCGAUGAGAGCCCACAGGCUAGAAAGGAGUUGGCCAGUACACUCUUGGAGAGCUUACACAAUACGGGAUUUCUCUUUAUUGUCAAUCAUGGUGUUGACGAGACAACUCUAUCCUACGAAAUCCCGAAAAAUGGUUCAACAGAUGGCAGAUACAGUGGUUUUGCACCGCAAUCAUACCGCUCCUCCACCAUUUACGAGAAUAAUGUUGAGCACUAUAAUUUCUCUCGAUUCACCUCAGAAAUCGGGGAUCAACAAAAUCCCGACUUUCCUACAAGCCUCCGCCCAUAUCUUCGUGAUGUUGAAGCCAUGUCGAAAUAUAUACACAAAGAUCUGGCACGAAGAUUGUUUAUACUUAUCGCCAUUGCAUUAGAUGUCGAACACACGACCUUUGCGGACAUGCAUAUUUACGAGGCAAAGUCAGAUUCAUUCAUGCGCUACAUGCAAUAUCUACCUCGCACUCACAGGGAAAAUGAAGCAAGUCAAGACCUGUACUUGCCAGGCCACGCGGACUGGGGUAGUUUGACCUUCCUCUUCAAUCAACCCAUUUCUGCCUUGCAGAUAAAAGAUCAGAACAAUGAAUGGAAAUGGGUCAAGUACAUCCCCAACUCCAUAGUGGUAAAUGUCGGUAUCGCUUUGAGCGCCUUGACGGGAGGAUACUUGAAGCCAACCAUCCACCGAGUUGUGAAACCGCCAAAAGACCAGGCUGAUGCGCCGCGCCUAUCUCUUCUUUAUUUUAUUAGGUGA